Ctenopharyngodon idella (grass carp) is the source of this 1181-nucleotide messenger RNA. It is a transcript of the gene kiss2, whose product is annotated as kisspeptin 2. The coding region runs from base 643 to 1008 and encodes 121 amino acids. The transcript is spliced from 2 exons. The record is from RefSeq and is a predicted model, not a curated record. Lineage: Eukaryota; Metazoa; Chordata; Actinopteri; Cypriniformes; Xenocyprididae.
ACAAAUGUACUAAAAACCAUCCGACUUCUGCAUAAUUCAUACUCGUGUAAGAUAAUGUCGCUGACUCAUUAUGCCAGGAACAUUUUCUUGUAGUUAUGAUAUCCAGGUAUCACCUUAUUACAAUGCCGAAGGCAAGAUGACAAUGAACGUUUACUAUAUUUUCCCCACAAACAUGCAGUGAAAUUGACCAUGAUUAUACACCAUUAUUGUGGCUCCAUUCAUGUUUUCCUGCAACAAAACCCUUAUUUUACUUUCAUGUCAUGUUUUUCUCUGGCACAGAAUGAGAGAAAACAAAUUAAAAUGUGUGAUGUGUAUAAAAACACACAUAAUGUGCUUUUGGUGGGUUUCGAAGCAAAACUUCAGCAGCGAUUUGAAUAAUCGCAGUGGACUUCAGUGGACAAUUUACCACAGAAUUUCCAAGAAAAAAAAAAAAAAAAAUUGUACUCUAUUUAACAGUUAAAUGCUCUGGUAGGGAUGAGGCUACAGGGAGGUCCUACUUCCCAAAGACAGUCAUACAUGUAAAAUAAGGUCAGAGGAUGUCACCAGCAAAGCUUUAUAUUGAAGGAGGACAGCAGAGCAUUGGUUUGUUCACUGAAGAGAGAAAGGCUCAGCAGUGCUCUAUAAGCUUUACAAUUCAGCAGUAUGAACGUCAAGGCACUGAUUCUCUUCCUGUCAGCAAUGAUCUGUCAGUCCACAGCUGUGAUUGACAUGGAUACACCUGAGCCCAUUCCAGACUCCAAGCAGCACUAUUUCUCAAUGGAGCGGAGGCAAUUUGACGAGCCCAACGCUUCGGACGACGCAAGCCUUUGCUUUUUCAUCCAAGAAAAAGAUGAAUUGAGUAAAAUUUCCUGCAAACAUCGAUUAACACGCAGUAAAUUCAACUACAAUCCGUUUGGGCUACGCUUUGGGAAGCGAAAUGAAGCGACAACUACUGACUCUGACGGACCCAAACACAAGCACCUGCUGCCAAUGAUGUUUUACCUGAGAAAACAAUUAGAAACUUCGUGAAAAUCACUCUUCAUCAGAUGGAAGGAUGUGGUUUGCUUGGUUGAAAACUGUGGGUAAUUAUUUCAGGCACGCUUUGCCUGUUAUUAUGCUUUUUUAUUUCUUAAUCAUGGGAUUUUAUGGCGCACUUGUUUCAUUGAGUUAUUGUAUUUGUGCAAUAAACGUUUUAUAUUGUU